AUGUCCUAUAUAUCCUACCCCGAGCGUUCCACCUCACUUGAGUUUCUUGGCUUCCCCCCCGGAUACGGUCCUUGGACUUAUCGUGCUAUCCCAGAACCCUUGAUCUCAUCCGAGCUUGCACGCCUGGCUUCCGCACACGUCAUCAGCAGUAAGACAACCAUGACGGGCUGUGUCUCUUUGCAGCCAAGCCCAGACCCAGACAACCGAUCCCAGGACCGCUUUGUCGUCCUGGACUGGGACGGAUGGUCGUUUUCUGCUGUGUUUGACGGCACGUGCCACGGAGGGGAAGAGACCGUAGACUACGUCGUCCAGGAGCUCCCCUUAUUAAUCCACACAGCUCUCGUCAAGGCUCUGACCGAUGCAGGCGCCACACCCCUUGCACCCUCUACCGUUUCCACCCUUCUGCAGUCUUCUAUCCAAGCCAUUGAUGACGCACUAACUGACGGAGUCAAAUGCCUCUUCCCCGACGAAGCAACCCUCGCUGCCUACACAGACGAGCAAAUCAAGUCCACCAUUAACGGCCCCACAAAUCCCAACAAUCUCGCUAUCCUUCGCUGCAUGCGUGGUACUACUGCCCUCAUUUCGCUCGUGGACCCAAAGAAAGACAACCUCUGGGUAGCCAGCCUCGGUGAUUGUCAGGCUGUGCUUGGAGCUAAAAAUUCCAGUGGUACAUGGGACGCAACGAUCCUCAGUGUAAACCACAGUGGCAAGAAUCCCGCUGAGGUCGCUCGUAUUUGCAAAGAACACCCAAACGAAUCUGAAUGCAUCAAGUUACACAGAGUUCUCGGCGCAAUCGCCGUCACACGAGGCGAGUGUUUUCUCAUCUUCUAUAAGCUACACAAACACAUAUAUACCUAUUCACACAACCAUUCAGCCAUCGGAGACCACAUCUUCAAGCUUCCGGUACCCUACACCACACGAGUUUUCAUGAACUGCGCCCCCGGCUUUUCCAUCUCUUCCAAGCUCGAACAUUUCCUACCGAAUAACAAAUCGCCGCCCUACCUGUCUGCUCGUGCCGACAUCAAACAUGUCGCUCUCCAGCCCUCCACAGCUAACACAUCAUUCUUGAUCUUGUGCUCAGAUGGCCUCAUAGAUUUAUACGAACAUACGACUGCACGGAGGGCUACCUUGGAGGAGAUUCUCACACAAUGUGUCCAUAUGCUUGGUGAGCAUAUGGACAGGAGGGAUGCUAAGGUCGGCGCCGAGGUGGACAAGGAGAAUGCAGCACUAGUGCUGCUGAAACAUGCGCUGAUGGGCGGAGGGGUGGACAACCCAGACCGUCUCGCGCAGAUGCUCACAGUGGAGAUACCCUGUCGGUGGAUGGAUGAUACAACAGUGCUUGUCCAAACCCUUUGA
This is a messenger RNA of Suillus bovinus, 1356 nucleotides long. Its product is annotated as protein serine threonine phosphatase 2C. Bases 1 to 1356 code for a protein of 451 amino acids. The record is from RefSeq and is a predicted model, not a curated record. Lineage: Eukaryota; Fungi; Basidiomycota; Agaricomycetes; Boletales; Suillaceae. The transcript has 3 exons. Gene Ontology annotation, biological process: protein dephosphorylation. Gene Ontology annotation, molecular function: protein serine/threonine phosphatase activity.